GCAUUGGGGACGCCGGGCUUGGAAGCGGCCUUCGCAGGUCUUGGUAUUGUUACUAAUCAUGGAGUUCUGGAAUCAAAAUAUUCCCACAUGGAGAUGCUCCAUCGUGGCUCGUGGUACCUGCUCAGUAGCCGUGUCAUUGCUCGUGAGUCGUAGGUCGCCACAGUUUAUUACUUAUGUCCUGGGGUUCGUCCCAUCUUCGAACAGAGAUCCGUUUCCUCUUCUCCAGGAACAUACUCACCUUUCACCCGUUGAGUCUGCUACCCCCGGUCUCACCUAGUCAUUCCUUCUUUGAACUUCCUCUGGAUCAACUUGUCUGUCAACAUGCACGCCAAACUGUCAAGCUGCCUUUUGGCAGCUUCUGCUCUCCUGCCCGCCGUCGCGGCUGAGGGCUGCCCUUUCGCCAAACGGGAUGGUUCCGUCACCAGCGAGCUCCCCAAGAGAGACACGGCCGAGGGUUUCGGCCGGUGCUCGAGAAUCAGCAACCAGGCCGGCGGUGGCACCCGCAGCCACGACUGGUGGCCUUGCCAGCUUAGACUCGAUACUCUUCGCCAAUUCCAGCCCGCGACCAACCCGUACGGCGGCGACUUCGACUACACUGCGGCUUUCAACUCCUUGGAUUAUGAGGCUCUCAAGAAGGACCUCCACGCCCUGAUGACCGAAUCCCAGGAUUGGUGGCCGGCCGACUUUGGCCACUACGGCGGUCUCUUCAUCCGCAUGGCCUGGCAUAGCGCCGGCACUUAUCGCGCCAUCGACGGCCGAGGUGGCGGUGGAAUGGGCCAACAACGUUUCGCUCCGCUUAACAGCUGGCCUGAUAACCAGAACCUCGACAAGGCUCGCCGCCUGUUGUGGCCUAUCAAGCAAAAGUACGGCAACAAGAUCUCAUGGGCUGACUUGUACCUCCUCACUGGCAACGUCGCCCUCGAGUCCAUGGGCUUCGCUCCCAUUGGCUUCGCUGCUGGCCGUCCUGACACCUGGCAAUCCGAUGAGUCCGUCUACUGGGGUGGAGAGACGACCUUCGUUCCCAAGGGUAACGAUGUCCGCUACAACGGCAGCACCGACAUCAACGAGCGCGCCGACAAGCUCGAGAAGCCCCUGGGUGCCACCCAUAUGGGCCUGAUCUACGUCAACCCGGAGGGCCCCGAUGCCAGCUCCGAUCCCGCCGCCUCGGCCAAGGACAUCCGCGUCGCUUUCGAUCGCAUGGGAAUGAACGAUGAGGAGACUGUCGCCCUGAUCGCUGGUGGACACGCCUUCGGCAAGACGCACGGUGCCGUGCCUGCAAGCAACAUUGGAGGCGAGCCCGAGGCCGCUGACAUUGGCGAGAUGGGUCUCGGAUGGCACAACAGCGUUGGCGAUGGCAACGGCGUCAACCAGAUGACCAGUGGUCUCGAGGUUGUUUGGACCAAGACCCCUACCAAAUGGAGCAACGGCUACUUGGAGUCUCUCAUUCACAACAAAUGGACCCUCGUCACCAGCCCUGCCGGCGCUCACCAAUGGGAGGCUUUCCGCAAGGCCACCAUGCUUACCAGUGACUUGGCUCUCAUCAACGACCCGUCCUACCUCAACAUCACCACCCGCUGGCUCGACCACCCCCAGGAGCUCGCUGACGCCUUCGCCAAGGCUUGGUUCAAGCUUCUCCACCGUGACCUGGGUCCCGUCGCUCGCUACCUCGGUCCUGAGAUCCCCAAGGAGACUUUCGGCUGGCAGGAUCCCCUUCCCGCCAGGGAGGGUGAGCUGAUUGACGAUGCCGAUGUGACCAAGCUCAAGUCUGACAUUCUCGGCACCGCCGGUCUCGAUGUCUCCAAGCUCGCCUCUGUCGCCUGGGCCUCUGCCUCGACCUUCCGUCACUCCGACAAGCGCGGUGGUGCCAACGGUGCCCGCAUCGCCCUCGAGCCCCAGAACCAGUGGGUUUCCAACAACCCUACCGUCCUCACCGAGGUCAUCGAUGCCCUCAAGAAGAUUCAGACCAGCUUCAACACCGGCGCCAAGAAGGUCUCCCUCGCCGACUUGAUCGUUCUCGGUGGUGUCGCCGCCGUCGAGAAGGCCGCUACUGAUGCCGGAGUCACCAUCGCUGUCCCCUUCACCGCCGGCCGUGUCGACGCCACCCAGGAGCAGACUGACGUACGCGCUUUCGGCUACCUCGAGCCGCAGGCUGACGGCUUCCGCAACUACGGCAAGGGCACCGCCCGUGCCCGCACCGAGGAAAUCCUUGUCGACAAGGCCUCCCAGCUCACCCUCUCCGCCCCCGAGCUGACCGUUCUUGUCGGUGGUCUUCGUUCCCUCGGCGCCACCUUCGACCAGUCCAACACUGGUGUUCUUACCGCUAAGAAGGGCCAGUUGACCAACGACUGGUUCAUCAACCUUCUCGACAUCUCCACCGUCUGGUCAAAGACCGACACCGAGGGCGAGACCUGGACCGGUGUCGACCGCAAGACCAAGGCCGAGAAGUGGACCGCCACCCGCGCCGAUCUCGUGUUCGGAUCCCACGCCGAGCUCCGUGCCAUCUCUGAGGUCUACGCCAGCUCUGACGCCAACGAGAAGUUCGUCAAGGACUUUGUCGCUGCGUGGGACAAGGUCAUGAACCUCGACCGCUUCGACCUGAAGAAGUACUGA
Messenger RNA from Colletotrichum godetiae, 2610 nucleotides. RefSeq names its product catalase/peroxidase HPI. Gene Ontology annotation, cellular component: cytosol. NCBI's taxonomy places the organism in Eukaryota, Fungi, Ascomycota, Sordariomycetes, Glomerellales, Glomerellaceae. The record is from RefSeq and is a predicted model, not a curated record. Gene Ontology annotation, molecular function: catalase activity; heme binding. Gene Ontology annotation, biological process: cellular response to hydrogen peroxide; hydrogen peroxide catabolic process. Bases 322 to 2610 code for a protein of 762 amino acids. The transcript is spliced from 7 exons.